UGUGCUCAUAAUUCAACACUGAUAGAGUAUUUUGUGAUACAUUAGUUUGUGUAGUAUUACAUUAAUCUUUAUUUUAAUAAAAUAAUUUUAAAAUAAAUUUUCUCUUAUGGCUCUCCGGGAGGAUACAGAUAGUGGAAUGGAGUCUCAAGAAAUAUCAUGUAAAGAUUUAAGUCCUGAAAAAACAUCGUGUGAUCAAAGCGAUUUUGAGGAUGAGCCCGAUGAAACAUUUGGUGAGCGACUAUGGGGGUUAACCGAAAUGUUUCCUGAUUCAGUACGACUUUUUGGUGGUGUUGUGUUUGAUGCGACUGAAAUAGUUACUAAGGGAUUCUAUUCUUUCUCUCGUUCAGCGUUAUGGAUAUUUUUUAGUUCGUCUAUAAUUUUAUUUGCCCCGAUAUUAAUGGAAUGUGAACGUGUACAAGUUGAAGAUAUGCAAAGAAAUCAACAGAAACAGAUGCUUCUGGGUCCAAAUGCGGCAAUAGCAGGCGGUUUGAAACCAACUCCUUCAUAGAAAAUAGUGUGCUUUAACUAAAAUAAUUAGCUUGUGGGAGAUUUUAGCGACCGAACAUUAAAAAAAAUUCUGGUUUUAUGUUGUAUGUUAUUUAUAAUAUGUAUUAGGACUGAUUUAUUUGCAUUUUAAU
Chrysoperla carnea is the source of this 638-nucleotide messenger RNA. It is a transcript of the gene mge, whose product is annotated as mitochondrial import receptor subunit TOM22 homolog. Lineage: Eukaryota; Metazoa; Arthropoda; Insecta; Neuroptera; Chrysopidae. The coding region runs from base 107 to 508 and encodes 133 amino acids. Gene Ontology annotation, cellular component: mitochondrial outer membrane. Gene Ontology annotation, biological process: intracellular protein transport. The record is from RefSeq and is a predicted model, not a curated record. The transcript is spliced from 3 exons.